AUGGGUGCGUUCAGCGCUUUCGUUACCCGCCGAAUGGAUCCCGAGGCCGCAGAGAAUAGCGGCCUGCGGAGGUGGCGCAGACGUGCGAAUACGGUCGCAGGAGGUAAGUUCGUUUCGUCUGGCAAGGCUUGGAAGGGCAGUGAUGCUGACACGGCAUCGCGCAAAGGUCAGGACGGCCACGAUGUCAAGGUUUCUUGGGCUAGGCGUGCGGCGAAGGGUCUCUGGCAGCGUGUCCACAACCGUGAUGGUCGAGCAAAGGAUACUGAGGCGACUGCGGCCGCGUUGAGACUCGAGUCGGACAACAACCUUCCUAUGGGGGUGAGAACACAGUUGCUGAUCUCUGCUCCUGUGGCUUUCCAUUCCGAUGACACUACGGAGGGUUCUAUUCGCGAUAACAACGCGGUUGCGAUUGAUUCCGGAGGUGCAUCAGUACCAGCACAUCAUGCGCAUGGACAGCAGCAUCUUGCGGUCGAAUCGUCCUCUUUCACAGCCGACACUGUCUCCUCCUCAAGGACCAUCACUGCCACCCAAUUUGGAAGCCCACUGACACGCUUUCCUCAUCAUACACAUGCGCGCAGUCCCACACCUGACUCGAUCCCGGCUUCCACAAGCCCCCGUAUCUCGGAGAUCUCUACCACCAUCGAGUCGCCCUCGGCUUCUGAUCUAUCCGUUGACCCCUACCGCGAGCUCAUCAAUAGCAUCGACCGAUUUCAAUUCGCUCUUCUCGUGGACUCCAGCACCAUUGACAACAUUUGCGGCGACGUACGAGAUGUGCUUGAGAUAACUAGCAACAACUUGCUGACCGUCGGAUGCGACCUCCAAAGGCUUCUGGUCAUCUGGCGCAAGAUCACCGGCAACGCAGCGAACGUUGCUUUGCUUGAGACGCUAGACCCAUGGGCCGUUGUGAGUAAGAAGCACGUCGCAAAAGCCUGUAUAGACAUGAAGAAAGGACUUCAGUCCUAUCGCGACUGGGUGGACAUCGUGGCUCGCAACAAGAUGAUAGCCCAAUCUCAAAACGCGAUCAGUCAUGAGUGGUGCGCAGCCUUGAACCACAAGAUGAAAGCGCUCGAUGUGCUCGAAACGCUGGACUUUGACGAUGUUGCUGCUCAGGUAGAGCUUGUCAUGAGGAAGUACAUGGGUGCUGAGGAGGAAGUCGCGACUCUAAUUGCGGCACUUCGCCUGCACUGA
Messenger RNA from Alternaria ethzedia, 1188 nucleotides. RefSeq lists its product as uncharacterized. NCBI's taxonomy places the organism in Eukaryota, Fungi, Ascomycota, Dothideomycetes, Pleosporales, Pleosporaceae. The transcript has 2 exons. The record is from RefSeq and is a predicted model, not a curated record. The coding region runs from base 1 to 1188 and encodes 395 amino acids.